CCUGCUCGUGCGUGUAAUGGGGAUGCGGCCGUUGACGACGGACGUGACGGAUGUGACGGGGAUGCGGACUGCUCUGACGUGGCAUCGUCGAUGAGUGCGUGUGGCGCCUCCUCCGAUGGGUAUCAUCUGAGUGGAUUUGUCGACGAUCAGCCGACAGACGGGUUGCGAGAGGGGGCUGCUGGGGAUGUCGAUGCUGAUUCGCAGCCGUCUGCCGGUCCGGCUGUUGUUCGUGCUGAAUGCCCUUCAUACCUGCAUGCUGCCCGCCACCAUGUCGCCCGCCUUGUUCGUACUCAUCCAUUUGCCAUCUUGUAUGAGGGGCCGGGCGACGCAUUCAAGGGACAUCUGCGGCACCGCCGACAGGGGGGUCGGCGCCAGAGGAACUCGACUCACGCGGCUGCCGGGCUUCUUGCAGUGCUGCCUUCGGCGGGCCUGCUGAUGUCACCAAUUGGGGCGUUGGGCGUGGGUGCAUGCGGGAGGCAAGGAGAUCGUGGGAGUUGCCAGGAAGGUCCACGCUCGUCUACUCAGUCGGAGCCCCAACCAAACACAAGCCAGCCGUCCUUCAGCGGGCCGUCACUCUGCUCGUUGGCUCAGGAUCAGCCACCAUCGCCAGCGUCACGGUGCCAGAUCCUUCUCGGCAGGGAGCCUGAAGAUGAAGGCACGACACACACAGCCGUCGACAGAAGCCCCCCCUCCCCAAGGCAGGACACUGCUACCCUUCCCCUUGCUUCUGUUGACCCACCGUGUGGCGAAUGGGCGGAGCUGGUCAACCCCUCCUCUGACGAUGAGUCGACGUGCAGCUCGACUGCCCGAGGAAGGGCUCGGUCAUAUGAUGGAUGGGACACCCCAUCGCUCGCCGCCCUGCCAGAAACACCGGACCACAAUGUGUGUGUCCUGACCCCUACCCCACUCGUCUCCCCUGGACACUCACCUGGCAGGGAUCGAGACCCUGGCUGGCGGCACUUGUGGGUGGAAAGACGGCCCCGUACGCAUAAAGGUGAUGAUCAU
This is a messenger RNA of Vitrella brassicaformis, 1005 nucleotides long. Lineage: Eukaryota; Vitrellaceae. The record is from the annotation of a GenBank genome assembly.